AUGUCCACCCCAUCCACCCCCAUCGCCAUCAUCGGCGCGGGCCUCUCCGGCCUCACCCUCGCCCUCGCCCUCCACCGCCACUCCAUCCCCUGCACGCUCUACGAGUCCCGCCCCGCCUCCCUCGACAUCGGCGGCGCCAUCAUGCUCUCCCCCAACGCCCUCAAGGUCCUCGACGCCCUCGGCGUCUACCGGCGCAUUUCCCCCCUGGGCUUCCACUUCGAGAAGCUCUACUUCCGCUCCCACGACGACGCGCCCCUCGACGACUUCGACUUUGGCUCCCGCGACAAGCACGGCUACAAGGCCCUCCGCAUCUACCGCUACGAGCUCAUCAACGUCCUCGUCUCCAUGGUCCGCGACGCCGGCAUCCCCGUAGAGUACAACAAGAAGUUCUCCCACGUCACCGCCGAGACCCCAGAGAGCGUCACCUGGGCCUUUGCCGACGGAUCCUCCGCAACCGCACGCCUCCUCGUCGGCGCAGACGGCAUCCACUCCCGCGUCCGCAAGCACCUCUACCCUGAUCUGACCCCCAAGUUCACAAACAUGAUCGGCGUCACCGCCACCGUGCCCCGUGCCCAGCUCCAGGCCGGACCCGAGUAUCCCCUCCCGGUGACCAUCAUGAGCCCCAAGCACGGUGCCUUCGUCAUCGCCCCCCAGCGCGCCGACGGCUCCGAGGUUCUCAUCGGCAAGCAAAAGCGCCUCGCGCAAGACUACGACCGUGCCGGCUGGGACGAGCUCAUGGAGAACAAGUCCUGGUGCGUCGACUUCCUCCGCCAAGGGAGCGAGGACUUCCCCCCCAUUGUCGCAAACGCCGUCUCCGACAUUCCCCUCAAGGGCAUCAACCUCUGGCCCUUCUACCUCGUCCCCAAGCUCGACACCUGGACCAAGGGCCGCGUCGUGAUCCUCGGCGACGCCGCCCACGCGAUCCCUCCCACCGCGGGUCAGGGCGUCAAUCAGGCCUUCGAGGACGUCUACACGUUUGCCGGCGUCGUCGCCAAGGGGAGGGAGGAGGGCCAGCCUCUUGAAGCCGAAGGAGACGCCGUGCGCAUGGGCAGGACGCUCAAGAAGUGGCAACUGGGGCGACAGGAUCGUGUGGACAAGGUGCUGGAGCUGAAUGACAAGCUGAACAAGAGACGACUGCCGGAUGCAGGCGGGGCGGGUGACCUUGAGCCAUUUGACCUGGACUGGCUGUAUGGAGUGGAUUUUGAAGACCUGAUCGCCGAAUGGGCGAGUUGA
Messenger RNA from Trichoderma citrinoviride, 1233 nucleotides. RefSeq names its product FAD/NAD(P)-binding domain-containing protein. Bases 1 to 1233 code for a protein of 410 amino acids. Gene Ontology annotation, molecular function: FAD binding; monooxygenase activity. The transcript has a single exon. NCBI's taxonomy places the organism in Eukaryota, Fungi, Ascomycota, Sordariomycetes, Hypocreales, Hypocreaceae. The record is from RefSeq and is a predicted model, not a curated record.